Striga hermonthica is the source of this 1998-nucleotide messenger RNA. The record is from the annotation of a GenBank genome assembly. NCBI's taxonomy places the organism in Eukaryota, Viridiplantae, Streptophyta, Magnoliopsida, Lamiales, Orobanchaceae.
AUGGUUCACUACAAUUUCAAGGGGAUCACCGUGGUACCCACGGGAAAGGAGUUGACUGACAUCAUCCUCUCCCGCACCCAGCGCCGGACUCCCACUGUUGUCCACAAAGGUUACUCCAUCUCCCGUCUCCGCCAAUUCUACACCCGCAAGGUCAAAUUCACCCAGCAAAACUUUCACGACAAGCUGUCCACCAUCAUCGAGGAGUUCCCGAGGCUCGACGGUAUCCACCCUUUCUAUGGCGACCUCCUUCACGUCCUCUACAACAAGGACCACUACAAGCUCGCCCUCGGCCAGGUCAACACCGCUAGGAACCUUAUCGAUAAUAUCGCAAAAGAUUACGUUAGAUUGCUCAAGUACGGAGAUUCCCUCUACCGCUGCAAGUCACUUAAAGUCGCUGCCUUGGGUCGCAUGUGCACUGUGAUCAAACGGGUUGGUCCAAGCUUGGCUUAUCUAGAGCAGAUAAGGCAGCACAUGGCAAGGCUGCCCUCGAUCGACCCGAAUACCCGUACCAUCUUGAUAUGCGGCUACCCGAACGUCGGCAAGAGCUCAUUCAUGAACAAGAUCACGAGGGCCGACGUGGACGUGCAGUCAUAUGCUUUCACUACAAAGUCAUUGUUUGUGGGCCACACCGACUACAAAUACCUCAGGUAUCAAGUGAUCGACACCCCUGGUAUUCUGGACAGGCCUUUUGAGGAUCGUAAUAUCAUCGAGAUGUGCAGCAUCACAGCCCUUGCCCACCUCAGGGCUGCAGUCUUGUUUUUCCUUGACAUCUCGGGCUCGUGCGGCUACACCAUAGCCCAGCAGGCAGCUCUGUUCCACAGCAUAAAGUCUCUGUUCAUGGGAAAACCGCUUAUAAUUGUGUGCAACAAGACCGACCUGCAGCCGCUAGAAGGGAUUCCGGAGGAUGACAUGAAGCUGGUCAUGGAUAUGAAGGCGGAGGCCAUGAAGACUCUUGUUGGCCUAGGAGGUGAAGCCACAGGCGAGAAGGACGUGUUGCUUACCAUGAGCACAUUGACUGAGGAUGGGGUUAUCUCAGUAAAAAACGUGGCUUGCGAGAGGUUGCUAAAUCAGAGGGUGGGGUCGAAGAUGAAGUCGAAAAAGCUGAUGGAGUGCAGGAACCGUAUCCACGUGGCCAUCCCCAAGCAGCGUGAUGGGAAGGAGAGGCCACCCUGCAUACCUUCACCCAUCCUGGAAGCUCGGGCGGAGGAGAAGGAGAAGAGGAAGCUGGAGAAGGAUUUGGAGAACGAAAACGGAGGGGCAGGCGUGUACUCAGCCAGCCUAACCAAGAAUUACAUACUUGCAAACGACGAGUGGAAAUCGGACCCCAUUCCAGAAAUCCUCGACGGGCACAACGUGUCUGACUUUAUAGAUGCAGAUAUUCUGAGGAGGCUAGAGGAGCUGGAGAGAGUGGUGAGUGGCCUACACGAAGAAGACGAGUUUGAGAUGGAUGGGACCGAGCUGACCUGUGAAGAACAGGUGGCCCUUGCUGAGAUCAGGAAAAAGAAGGGUCUGCUUGUCCGGGCGCACAGGCUCAAGAAGAGCACGACCGAGAGCCGCCCGAUUGUGCCCAGGAAAUUCAAUAAGGAUAAUGAAUUUACUACGGAGAGGAUGGGGAGACAGCUGUCUUCCCUGGGGCUGGACCCCACGAUGGCAAUUGAGAGGGUGAGGAGCAAAUCAAGGGGCCGGAAGAGGGAUAGGUCAGGCAUUAGGGACGAUGAUGGUGAUUUGAUGGAUGUGGAAGAUGGUGGGCAGUCAAACAAGAGGCUGAGGCUGAGGUCGAGGUCGAGGUCCAAGUCCAGGCCUCCGAGCGAGGUGGUGCCAGGAGAGGGGUUGAAGGACAGCUCUCAGAAGAUAAAGGCCCUUAAGAUGGCCAAGAGCUCGAGCAAGAAGAGAAACAAGGAUGCGCGUAAAGGGGAGGCUGACAGGGUUAUUCCAUCUUACAAGCCGAAGCACUUGUUCUCUGGGAAACGCUCCAUCGGGAAAACACAGAGGCGUUAG